UGUACGAUCUGUCCCUUUUUUAAUUCGUUUAGUUAUUAACGCACAGGUUAGUUACGUGUUCAUUAUGGUGUUUUAAUUAUCCUACGCACAAAUAGUGAGCACAAAGAAAUCUUCGUGAUGUUUUAAUGCUGUAAAGCGGUGCAAAAAUUUGUGUUAAUUUCGACGAAUGGUGUCGUUUUUUUUCUUCUUUGCAUUCGACGUGUAGUAUAUGGAGUAAUAAAUUAUAGUGAGAAAUACAGUACCUAGCUACGAGUACGUAACCUAAUAAAAAAAUCCUGUCGCCUUGUCACGUUUCAGUAUCUAUAUCAUAUGAAGGCAGUUUUCUCGAAACUGUACAAAAACAGAGUCGAACCAAUGGAAGAUCAGCUGCCUUCCACGUCUACAUCAGUGAAGGAAGAACUACCUCAAACUUUCAACGUGCGUUAUCUCGGAUUCAGAGAAGCCAAAGGAUUAUGGGGAAUUAAACACACUCGUAAACCAGUCGAUACGAUGGUAGCAUCUGUGAAGGAAUCUAAAAGUGAUUUACAUAUUGUGAAAUUAAUACUCACCAAAGAUGGCUGUAAAUUGGAAUCAAUCUUCAAAGGCAAAAUAGAAACAAGAUAUUUUCCUAUUGAAACCAUCUCAUACGGCGUACAAGAUUUAGUAUACACGAGGGUCUUUGCAAUGAUAAUCGUCAAAGAGAAAUCUGAUUUCCCUCAUCAGAGUCCUUUCGAAUGCCACGCAUUCGUAUGCGAUAGCAGACAAUCGGCCAGAAAACUCACCUACACUUUGGCUACAGCAUUUCAAGAAUACAGUAAGAAAAUUCGAUCAGUUCCUCACACCAGACCAGAUCCUCGAAAAAGAUUCGCCAUCGAUUUACGAACACCCGAAGAAAUGCGAACUGAAUUAAGACAUCAAGAUUCAGAGGCGUGAUUUUCAUUGCCAUUCAUUUCACGUGCCAAAAAAAAAAGUUGAACGCUGCUUUGAGGUUUCUCAAUUUUAAAAGUUAGAUGGAAAAAAUUAAUUUUUAUAAAUACCCCUUGGAAAAAAAAUUUCACUGUAUAAAUUCGUGUAAAUAAGUUUGAACUUGAUCAUUUUUAUAAAACCGAAGCUCUGUUUUGAAAUUUUCUCGAUAUUUUUUCAUUAUUUGUUUCCUGGUCGGCGUGUUUAAUUUCAAGAUAGACAUCGUUGUUUACAUUUAUGCCUAGAUAUAUAAUUAAUUCCACUGUAAAAGAAAACAUCUUACGGAUGAAACGAAAAUAUAAAGUAUUAUUUUUCGACGUAA
Molecule: messenger RNA, 1264 nt
Organism: Planococcus citri (citrus mealybug)
Lineage: Eukaryota; Metazoa; Arthropoda; Insecta; Hemiptera; Pseudococcidae
Exons: 3
Coding region: 310-912 (200 amino acids)
Source: RefSeq, a predicted model, not a curated record